Messenger RNA from Wallemia ichthyophaga EXF-994, 789 nucleotides. RefSeq lists its product as uncharacterized. The transcript has a single exon. Gene Ontology annotation, biological process: mRNA splicing, via spliceosome. NCBI's taxonomy places the organism in Eukaryota, Fungi, Basidiomycota, Wallemiomycetes, Wallemiales, Wallemiaceae. The record is from RefSeq and is a predicted model, not a curated record. Gene Ontology annotation, cellular component: spliceosomal complex. The coding region runs from base 1 to 789 and encodes 262 amino acids.
AUGUUCAAGCAGCGUAAAGUGAAUAGGUGUAAUUUUAGUAAUAAACGUGGUAUUUUCAAUGAACAAGAUGAUCAACAGAGUAUAAACCAAUCUCAAUCCCAAUCCCAAUCCGCUAUCCAUGAAAAACACCUUUUAAGGAAAUUAAAGAGGACUUCUCCGGGUAUUGAUGUUGAUAAGCUGGUUAGUGGAGGUAAUACUCCUGAUAACAAACGAUCGCGUUUGGAUCAGGAUAUUGAACAGGAUAACCAUUCAAACCACUCAACCAACUCAAACUUCACCACACACUCACCAACUAUAAACGUCGAUAAGGCUAUGAUGGUGUUCAUUGAGGAGGAAUUGAAGCGAAGGAAGGGCGAUACUCAUUCACUCUCUCAUACGCCCACUCCAACUCAAUUAAACGAUCCUUCAAGUGAAUUAUACGCUAUUGCUCAACAAUACACUCCCAAACACCCUCACAAGCAACCCGCACACGAUGGCAGUAUUACUCGCUCUGAGAGUAUGCUCACUACUAUCCCUGAAGUCGAUUUAGGCGUGGAUGCUAAACUCAGGAACAUUGAAAACACCGAAAAAGCUAAACAGCGAUUUAAGCAUACAUCUAAUCAUUUAGAUCAAGUUGAUAAUUCUAACCACUCUCAAAUCAGAUUCUCUCAACCUUCCCUCAUAAAAUCACGUAUCGAUAGCAGUUCUUUACUCCCAAUCAACCAACAAGAUGCAAUCAACGAUUAUAGACAAUCUGGUAAGGCGAGUGAUGAUGAUCAUUAUUCGAGGUUUAGACGGAGUGAUAAGUGA